AUGUACGCGCCCAGCACGGAAGGAAGUGGCCUGUCCGAUGACCUCGAUGAAGAAAAGUUGGAGGAAGACACCGACGAUGACCCGACGGUGGCGCUAGUGAAGAAGAAGCGAGAGGUCCACACGAAGGAAAAGAGAAAGAGGAAGACCGAGAAAGAGCGCGCAAAGAAGGAGAAGGCCAAGAGGCGGCGCGAGUGGGCCAAGCGCGAGGGCAAGAUCAGCGCCGCCCACCGGGCCUCGUGGCUGGUCCGGGCCGCCAUACUCGCCUGCAUCUCCCUGCUCAGCGUGGGCUCCUACUUUGCCUACGACUCCAUCGCUGCGCUCGAGACCUACAUCAAACAGGACCUCGACCUGAACUCGUUCCGCUUUGGCUUCCUCUAUUCCUCCUACGCCAUUCCCAACAUCGUGCUGCUCGUAUUGAGCGGCUACGUGAUCGACCGGCUGGGCAAUCGCAACAGCGCGCUCCUUUUUCUGUCGCUGACCGUGCUGGGCACGUUCAUCGUAGCCAUCGCACCCACCUUGCGCACCGGUUCCUCCGAUUCCGCGUACACCGCGACUUUCCUCUUCAUGCUCCUGGGCCGCUUCGUGUUUGGCCUGGGCGCCGAAUCCUCCUACGUGGCGCAGAGCAGCAUGUGCGUGGAGUGGUUCGGCGAAAGCCGGUUCCUGGCGACGGCGAUGGCCAUCACCAUUUCGGUGUCGCGAUUUGGGCCGAUCCUCGCCUUCAACGCCGAAUCGAGGAUUGCCGAGCAGACCGGUCACUACGUCUACGCCCUGUGGUUCGCAUUCCUCAUGUGCGUGUUCUCGCUGGGCGCGAUCCUGGUCUACGCCGGGGUCGACUGGGCGUCCAAGCGCGACCGCCCCUCUCCCCGGCGCGCCAAUGCGACAGCUGAGCGGCUUCUUUCCGUUUCUCCGCCCGACCCCGAGUCGUCGUCGACACCCGCCUCGCCCGCCCCCUCGCCAGAGCCGAUUCUCGUGCCCACGAAGCCACACAACAUUCAAUCCACUCUCAUCGACAUCCUCCGCAGCAUCGUAGCCCUGCCAGCCAUUUAUUGGCUGGGCAUCGUGGUGGUGACGUUGAUCUACACGGCGAUCUACUCCUUCCGCUCGGUCUCGACCGAGCAGAUUUCCAUCAAGUACGGCCUCUCGCAGGAGGACGCCGGGUUCUACCUGAGCGUGAUCGACAUCGUCUGCCUCGUGUGCUCGCCGUUCUUCGGAUACCUCGUCGACUGUACUGGCAAGAAGGGAUGGAUGGUGGUCUUGGGGAACAGCUUGGCUGUGGUGGGGUUCCUGCUGUUGGGAUUCACCGAGCUCCCGCUGCUGGUGGGGGUGCUGAUCCUGGGCGUCCACCUGUCGCUCAUGCCGGCCGCCGUCUGGCCCUGCAUCGCCGUACUCGUCGACCCCAGGCAGGAGGGCAUGGCCUUCGCCCACUCCUCCUCGGCCAUCAACCUUUCUCUCCUGGGCGCCACGCCCCUAGCAGGGUACCUCAAUGACCAAUGCGGCUUCGAGUGCUCGUGCAUGUUCUUUGCCGCGGUGGCGGGGAUGUCGGUCGUGCUGGCCGUCGUGUGGGUCGUCGUCGACGCGCACCGGCCGAUGCCGGUACUCAAUGGACCCAUGUCUCUGCCGUCCUCCCUCGGGGCCUCCGCGUCUGCGCUCCUGUGCUGUCGCGGCGGCUCAGCCCGCAGAGGCAGGGGAAGGCGAGAGCCCGCGCGAGUGGUCUCCGCCGGCGACGACAUGGGCCUCAUCUUCGAGGACACACGCGCCCACACUACACCGGAGCACCAGACCGCAUAG
Molecule: messenger RNA, 1788 nt
Organism: Acanthamoeba castellanii str. Neff
Lineage: Eukaryota; Discosea; Longamoebia; Acanthamoebidae
Product: transporter, major facilitator subfamily protein
Exons: 9
Coding region: 1-1788 (595 amino acids)
Biological process (GO): transmembrane transport
Molecular function (GO): transmembrane transporter activity
Source: RefSeq, a predicted model, not a curated record